Messenger RNA from Symbiodinium sp. CCMP2456, 4008 nucleotides. Lineage: Eukaryota; Dinophyceae; Suessiales; Symbiodiniaceae. The record is from the annotation of a GenBank genome assembly.
AUGCUGCCCGCGGCUGCUGCGAUGAAGCUCGCACAGGAGCCGAACGCCACUUCGAUGGAAGGGCCUGGGAGCCAGGCCCACGUCGGAGGUGCUCGUGCUCUCCUCUCUCGCUCCUCGAAGCUGUCCAGAGACCAAGAUCGCGAUGCCGAGACGUCAGAUGUGGCUAUUUUCUCGAAGAAGUCUUGGAAGGCGGUUGGUAAAGCCUUUGAGUCCGGAGGCAGUGCGGUGGGCGAUGGUCUUGUCAAGACAGGCAAGGCGGCCGUCAAGGGAACGGCAAAGGUAGGCACGGUGGCCUAUAAGGGCAUGGUCAACACAGGCAAGGCUGUGGUGAAUGUCGGCAACGCAAUUGUAAACCCCGGUACCUUCAGUUUCCACACGCUUACAAAUGCAGGGAUGAAUGUUGGCACCAGUGCCUUCAACAGCGCCUUUGCCGUCGGGGGCAGUGUGUUCAGAGGGGCCGUAAGCACUGGCAAUGCCGCGGCAUCCGCUGCCGUGCAGUUUGGAGAAACUGUGGGAGACGCAGCAGUGGAAGUGGGCACGGCGGUGGUCGAGAGCGCACAGGAGGUCGCAGAAGCAGCGGUGGACCUGGCAGGUACGGUGUUGGAGCACGCCAAGAAAGGGGUUGAGCAGGGAGUCAAAAUGGUCAACAAAGUCGGGAAGGCGAUUGGCGACAAGAUAACAGAGCUCGGAGAGGAGGUCGCCAAGCUUGGGCCAUUGGUUGCAGGCCUGGCGAAAUCUGCCUGGGAUGAAAUCAAAAACUUCGUCAGCUGCCUUCUCGAAGGCUUGACGCUCUGCUCCGUCUUGAUCGGUGAGUAUUGCGACUGCGACGCGGGGAGCUACGUCAAGUUUUCGACGGGCGGCAUGGACAUGAAAUGUGUCUUCAAGGUGACCGCUGAAUUCGGGAAGGGCUAUGGGGUGACGGCGACUUCCACCGGGAAGUACGGCGUGAUUACCGAGGCCGGAGUGGUCAUGCUCCCCGGGAAGCAGCUCGAGCAAAGCUUCAAGGCGGCGGGGUCACCCCUCAGAGCCCGGAAGGCCAUGGACGAUUAUUUAUCGCCCGCACCAGCAGGGUCCUGUGAAACAAGCUUGGAGGUGGCUGUCGAUGGUGUGGUGCAGUUUGCCCCGGUCAUAACCGUGAAUGUGAACACCGAAGGCAAGACUCAGAUGACGAUCAGUGGAAGCGUUCGUUCAUCGAUUGACGCCAUUGUCAAGGCAACGGGCAGCUGCCAGUUCAAGGCCGAGAAGCGCUUUCCCGAGAAGCCUCUGAAGAAGGUCAUCUGUGCCAAAGGCUUCUGCCUGGUCAUCGCACUCCAGAUGGUGGCCGAGCUCGUGUUGAAGGGCACGCUGACCGGAACCAUCACGACGUCCUCCGAUGCGGAUUUCGACAUCUACGGCACCGUGGACGUCAGCCCGGAGGGUGAUGCCGCCGUGACCUUCAACACCCCGACGAUCACACACAAGGAGGGCUGGGCGAUUGGUGCCAGUGCUAUGGCUUCUUUGCGCAUUGGCGCCGGUCCGGUCCUCACGGUCUGGCCCAUGCCAGGCGUGCCGGUGAAUUUCAAGCCCAUGGUCAACGCGCAAGCCCAAGCCCAGGGCACUUUGGAGUACAAGUCGUAUGCGUCACUCCUCCAGGACUCUCAGCGAGUCCUGGCAGACUCCAACAUGACCUCCGUCGUCAGCGAGAACAUGACCGAGGGAGCCCCCAGGGAGCUGAGCACGUGCGAUGCGGCUGCCGUGUCAAUCUACGCCGACGCGGACAUCACGGCCUUUGCACUGCCGCCCGCAAUCCGGGGCCACUUCAAUACCAAAACCAUCCAGGACGAAAUCAAGAAAGCCGUGUUGGCUGGUGCCCAAGCCUUUCUGGCCGUGAUCAGUAAAACGGCUAACUGCCUGGGCCUGGACAAAGUGACAGAGAAAAUCAACUCUGCCGCCAACAGCGCCUCAGAAGCGCUUGCAGGUCUCAUCCCCGAAAUCGGACUGGACUUCAAUCUCAAGGCCAUUCAGCUGCUGUCCCCAACGACGUUCUGGUGCAAGGAGGUCUACACGACUCCUGGCUUCGAGGACGCGCCCUGCGCCGCGGAGCUUGGGUGCAAGACGGCUGGCCGGAACUACGAACCUCCGGAGCCCGGGAUCGAAGUGCCUCCAGCUGAGCAGGUCAAGGAAAAGGAUCUGCCGACGAUGUUCUCGGCGACGUGCUACGAUAUCCCGAUGGGAGAUCACUGGAUCCAGCUUGGGGAGUGGCGCUUGGCGGCCAGAGACCACAACCACUUCUCGAUCUCGCACAAGGGAAUCCAGACGGCGCAGAUUUUCCGGAGCGAUGGCACCCUUCACCCCGGUCCUCGCAGUUCUUGGGGCGCAUGGCACUUGAAUGCCUUUCCUUCCGGCGAGUCCAACGGAAUCGAGUUCGGAUACCAGUUCAUCCAGAUCGGUGCCUUCCGUCUUGGUGCUGUGGACGACAACCACUUCUCAAUCUCGCACAGGGACGGACAGACCAUUCAGAUCUUCCGUCAGGAUGGCACGCUGCAUCCUGGACCGCGGACCGACUGGAGCACCUGGGAUCGGCCCGUGGGGAACCCUGUGGGGAUCACCUUCGGAGACAGGUUUAUGCAGCUGGGCAACUUCCGGCUUGGGGACGCGGACGGGGGCCACUUUGUGGUGUCUCACAAGAACGGAUGGACGUCCCAGAUCUACCGUUCUGACGGCACCCGGCAUCCCGGGCCUCGCAGGGACUGGAGCCCUCGCAUUCUGCACCGCUGGCCCAUGGCGUGGAGUUGCUGGGGCAUCGCAGAGAUGGCCUUCGGACCCUGUAAGUCGGACUUCGGAGCAUUUGGUGACCGCUUCAUCCAGCUCGGGCAGUGGCGCAUUGCGGCCAUUGAUGCCACGCACUUGUCGGUGUCCCACCAGAGUGGCCACACCGCCCAAAUCUACCGGGCCGAUGGCACCCUUCACCCCGGGCCCCGCCAUGAUUUCGGCUCCUGGCACCGUCCCACGGGCUUCCCCUACGGCAUCACCUUCGGCCCCGGCUUCAUUCAGAUUGGGAACUUCCGGUUGGGAGCCAUCGAUGACAUCCACUUCAGCGUCUCUCACCGAGACCACAGGAGGACGGCCCAGAUCUACCGGAGCGACCAAACCACGCACCCUGGGCCGAGGGGCGACUUCCAUGCCUGGGGCCUUAGCGCGGGGCCGGCUGUGGGCAUCACCUUCGGGGAUCGUUUCCUUCAGAUCGGGAACUUCCGCCUCGGUGAUGCGGACGGAGGACACCUGGCCUUGACCCACGAGAACGGCAACAUCCUUCACAUUUUCAGAAGUGAUGGCCACAACUUCUACCAUCAGACAGGCCACGCCGCCAUGGUGAACCAGCGCUAUCAGCACCAGCACUGCAGGAGCAUCUAUGCGGUCCUGGGCAGCUGUCCCGGGAUUGCCACGGGUGAGAACUUCAUGGAGAUUGGGGACUGGCGCCUCGCCGCCAUGGAUGCCAACCACUUCUCUGUCUCACACAGGGACGGCCAGACUUCUCAGAUCUACCGAUCCGACGGGACCCGCCAUCCUGGGCCAAGGACAUCCUGGAACAGCUGGGGUUGGGAGCCCAAGAAAACCUCGACUGGAACGGUGCACUUUGGCGACCGCUUCAUCCAGUUCGGCAACUUCCGGAUGGGUGCUGUGGACGACAACCACUUCUCCAUCUCCCACAACGGCGGCCAGACGAUCCAGAUCUUCCGUGCGGAUGGCACCUUACAUCCCGGACCUCGUACUGACUGGGGCUUGUGGCACGACUCCCGCCAAGUUCUGGACGUACCAUUGGGCAUCACCUUUGGGGAUCGCUUCGUGCAGAUCGGAAAGUUCCGAGUUGGGGACGUGGACGGCGGGCACUUCUCCGUCGCGCACGUGGGUGGACAGACCAUUCAGAUCUUCCGAGCCGAUGGGACCUUGCACCCCGGCCCACGCAGCGACUGGACAACGGUCGGUCGCCCAAUGCAUCAGUGCAGGGUUGCAAAUGUGGAGGUGUAG